Messenger RNA from Chiloscyllium plagiosum (whitespotted bambooshark), 3417 nucleotides. The record is from RefSeq and is a predicted model, not a curated record. Lineage: Eukaryota; Metazoa; Chordata; Chondrichthyes; Orectolobiformes; Hemiscylliidae.
GGCGCUUGAUGGCAUUGCAAUGGGGAAGGAAGGAAGGAAGGAGCGGGAGCUGGAGCUGGCUGGGAGCACUGCUCUGUCUCACUGCACUGUCUGUGUGUAAGUCAGUAACGGAAGGAACGGAGGGACUAAUUUCUUCCGGUGUAUAGAGAGAGAGAGAGAGAGAAAGUCAGUGUGUGUCAGUCCGGGACCAUUGCACACACACACAGAUCCAGAUCCAGCCAGAGAGCUGCGACAGGGGCCUGGAGACCCAGCAAGGAUCUCUCCAUCCACCCACAUGUGGACCUGCUGCUUAUUGUCCCUGAGCAGCAUGUAAUGGGUGUGUGAGUGACAGACAGACGGAGACCGAGAGGGAGGUAACAUUCUGGUACAUUACGGCUUUAAAGCACCAAACUACACCCCUGGACUCCCGAACCGAUGGGCAUUGGCAAGAAUACAGCACCCAAGGGCACCAUGGAGUCAGCCAACUCUUGCGAGGACAAGUAUGAGGAAGAGAAACACUCCACAACUUUCUUCCCAAUGCCGGUGGUGAUCAAUGGAGCUGCUGUGGUUGCUGGUGAGCAGGACACAGAGGUGACUGAGCUGAUGGCUGUCUAUGCCAGACAGAACACUGUCGCUGACAAGUCCUCCUUAUCGGAUAGCUCGGACAGCCAUGCUUGUAGUGAGGCACAGAGACUGGACAUGAUCUACACUAUUGAAGAUGUCCCACCUUGGUAUCUCUGUAUAUUCUUGGGUUUACAGCACUACCUGACCUGUUUCAGUGGGACCAUUGCUGUUCCCUUCCUGUUGGUUGAUGCCAUGUGUGUUGGCUUUGACCAGUGGGCCACCAGUCAACUGAUUGGGACCAUCUUCUUCUGUGUGGGAUUGACAACGCUGCUUCAGAGUACCCUGGGCUGCAGGCUGCCCUUAUUUCAGGCCAGUGCCUUUGCGUUCCUUGCUCCUGCUCGAGCCAUUCUGUCCCUGGAGAAAUGGAAAUGUAAUAACUCAGAUGUAACCUUUAGGAAUAGCUCUGAAGUGAUGGACACUUCGCAUAUUUGGCAUCCCAGGAUCCGAGAGAUCCAAGGCGCCAUCAUCAUGUCCUCGCUGGUGGAGGUGCUGAUCGGGUUGCUGGGUCUGCCUGGCAUUCUGCUGAACUACAUCGGACCUUUGACCAUCACCCCAACAGUGGCUCUGAUUGGCCUGUCCGGCUACCAGGCAGCUGGCGAGCGAGCUGGGCAGCACUGGGGCAUUGCCAUGCUGACCAUCUUCUUGGUGCUGUUUUUCUCUCAGUACGCUCGCAAUGUGAAACUUCCCCUUCCGGUUUAUAAAUACAAGAAAGGUUGGACUGCCUACAAGCUGCAGCUCUUUAAGAUGUUCCCGAUUAUCUUGGCCAUCCUGGUCUCGUGGUUCCUGUGCUUUAUCUUCACCGUGACGGAUGUUUUCCCACCGGACAGUGGUCAGUAUGGAUACUACGCUCGGACUGAUGCUCGGAAAGGUGUCCUCUCUGUCGCUCCGUGGUUCAAAGUUCCUUACCCCUGUCAGUGGGGUUUGCCCACAGUCUCGGCCGCGGGGGUAAUUGGCAUGCUGAGUGCUGUUGUUGCUAGCAUCAUUGAAUCCAUCGGUGAUUACUAUGCCUGUGCCCGGUUAUCCUGUGCCCCACCUCCGCCAGUCCAUGCCAUUAACAGGGGCAUCAUGGUGGAAGGCUUGUCCUGUGUCCUGGAUGGACUGUUUGGAACGGGAAAUGGCUCCACAUCAUCCAGCCCCAACAUCGGGGUGUUGGGAAUCACCAAGGUGGGGAGCAGGAGGGUGAUCCAGUAUGGAGCUGCAAUGAUGGUGCUCCUGGGGACAAUCGGCAAGUUUAGUGCACUGUUUGCCUCCUUGCCAGACCCUGUGCUCGGAGCAUUGUUCUGCACUUUAUUCGGGAUGAUCACUGCUGUCGGACUGUCCAACCUUCAGUUUGUUGACUUGAACUCCUCUCGGAAUCUCUUUGUGUUGGGAUUUUCCAUCUUUUUUGGGUUAAUGCUGCCGAGUUACCUCAAGCAGAACCCCCUCGUGACAGGUAUUUCUGAAAUUGACCAAGUCCUGAACGUGUUAUUGACAACAGCAAUGUUUGUUGGAGGCUGUGUUGCAUUUCUAUUGGACAAUACCAUCCCAGGCACCAUUGAAGAGAGAGGGCUUCGCAAAUGGAAGGCUGGUGUGUUGACGUCCAAGUCUUUGGACAGUAAAGAGACUUAUAACCUGCCGUGUGGUAUGGGAUUAGUGAAGAGGUACAAGGUAUUCACUUACCUGCCUAUCAGUCCCACCUUUACAGGCUACAGUUGGCAGAUGUGCCAGGAGACUGGCAGUUUGAUGAGUCGGCCUGACCAUGCUGAAGCAUCAGUAUAGCAUGGAGCUAGCCACCCUGUGCCUUCUGAGGCUCAGAGUCCAUUCCAGUGUUCUGUUUGUGGCUCCCACCGCGGGGAAGGUCAACAGGGUGGUGUUUAGUUGGGGGUGGUGGUGGGGGUGAAGUUCUGUGUGUGUGGUUGUGUGUGCGUCCCUGUCUCUUUCCUCUUUCCCCACCCGACAAUCGGAACCCCUCUGUCCAAAGCUUACGACAAAUCUGCAGCAGCUGAUGAUCUGGAUCACGUGUCAGGGGUGGUUACUGAGCUCUCACUCCAAACCCCCUCCCUCCCGGGAUGAGCAGUCUGAGGCCCCAUUGCUGGCAUUGGGACAGCACUGCAUGCUGUGGUCCAUCUGCCAACGCCUCACCCUCACCAGCCCUACACCCCCUCCCCUUCACCCUACUAUCACAAUCAGGGCAUUACUCUCCCUUUGAUAGCACAGCACAGCAGGAGAGGGUGGGACAGGUGACUCCUUCCAGGGAUGCAGGAUCCUGUGUGUGUGUAUGGAUGUGUGUGUGAGAGAGAGAGAAAGAGAGAGAGACCAUUUCUGUAUGUGUGUGUCCAUCCCAGGGUGUGUUCCAAGGCCAUUCAGCUCAAACCUGCUAGUUCCCCUGAACUCUGGGUGGACUUGGAAUGUGGCUGACUGAUGCUCAGAGAUGCUGGGGGCUUAUUCAGCUGGAUCCCUCAUUUCCUGUGUCUCCGUUGUUUUUAUAACAAGAGGAAUACAAUCCCUCCCACCCCUGCACCCUCCAGCCCAUCUUCAUCUCCUCGUCAAAGCAGGAAGCUGAGGUGCUGAGCACCACCAAUCAAGGGGUAAUUCAGCACCCUCCCCUUCCCUCCCAAGCCCAAACGCUGGCCUACUCAGUAGCAGGAUCUCCUGCUCUUACCUGGUGAAUUCCUCCAACCCCCAAGGAAUCUGCUUUCCCUCGGUUAUCCGAGGCAGCAGGGUACAAAGGUGCUGCCUCUCAUCACCACCACACCACCGGCUGGCCCAGCAUUUAUUACCCGUCCUUAGUUGCCCCUUGAGAAGGUGGGAGUUAGUUGCCUUCUUGAACUGCAG